Messenger RNA from Eutrema salsugineum, 1069 nucleotides. RefSeq lists its product as uncharacterized. The record is from RefSeq and is a predicted model, not a curated record. Lineage: Eukaryota; Viridiplantae; Streptophyta; Magnoliopsida; Brassicales; Brassicaceae. The transcript is spliced from 5 exons. Bases 113 to 886 code for a protein of 257 amino acids.
AAGUCAUCUCUUGUCUUCAUCUUCUGAUCCAAAGUCUCUAAUCAUUUGUGAGCGCGAAUAAUCUCACAAACUCUAUUUUAUAAUAUACCCAUAAAGCAUCUUCAGCCAGAACAUGGAGAUCUUUCAAUGGCUCUUCAAGUUAGGAAAGGCACCAGAGAGAUCAGAGUCCUGUUCAAUCAGUUGUACUGAUCAUGAACCCACCACAACUUUACAAAAUCGCAGAACAAGAAGAUCAUCAACAAGAGGGUCUAAACAUAGAGAACAAAAGAAAUACAGAGGAAUCUGGUUAUGGUGUAGAAAAGAUGUAGCUGAAGCUUGUUUCUAUAGCACAUUGACUCUAAAAAGACUUAUCAGCUAUAGGAAAGAACAGUAUCUUCGCUCCAUGGCAAAGUCAAAGGAGAAAGGAGGAAGAGGAGAAGAAGAAGAAGUGAUAUCAACAAGAUUUGAUCCUAAAAAGACUAUCAAAGUCGUUGAACCAGAGAAACAUGACACAAGUAGUAAAGAGAAGGAAAAAAGCGAGCAGGGCAAAGCUAAGGCCACACUUUUAAGGAUGAAGGAGCUUAUUAGAUGGGCUGCGGCAGCCAAAUCCGACAAAGCUGUCAAAUUCUUUACCCCUAAGAUAAUGGAGUCAAGAAACCAAAGAAAGUUGAAGAUGAUGAGAGAAGUGAAUGAAGAAUCAAAAAGGAUGAGUUGUGAAUCUGCAAAGAUAAGUUUGAGAUAUGAGAGUUGUGAGAGUUGCACAACACUCUCUUCCUCUGAUCACAUCUCCAUAGUUUCUUCACCAUCAAUCUUCGUUUCCUUGGGUCCUACGCCACUAUAUCCAUGUCGAUCCAGGAAAGGCAACUGGAUCACUACUGAUUCUGAAUUUGUGGUGUUAGAGUUAUGAAGAGAAGAAGAUGUGGAUGACGACAAUGAUAAGUACAACCAAUUGAUUCUCGUUCGGUAAACAAAUUUUGAAAGAUUUUAUUUGAGUAAUUAAUAUAUAACCAUUGUUUUCAUGAUUUCAAUUUUCUUUUGUAUUUUAUGUAAUUCAUAUAAGAAAAAUUAUCUGACAAAAGUUACGUUUCUU